Molecule: messenger RNA, 4670 nt
Organism: Parnassius mnemosyne (clouded apollo)
Lineage: Eukaryota; Metazoa; Arthropoda; Insecta; Lepidoptera; Papilionidae
Source: the annotation of a GenBank genome assembly
AGUGAAUAUACCGUCAUACCGUCUACUACAUGUUUUUUCUUUGCUCCUCAAAAUUUCGUAUAAUUAAUGUUUAAACUCAGUGCUAAGAAAAAUAAGUUUUGUAUUAAGUAUAUAAACACUUUAGUUAUCAUUCAACACCGUGGACCGUGUGUUAACUCAUUUAAAUUGGUGAUAUUCAAGUAUUUUAAUAUUUUGUUUAAACAUUUUAACAAAGUUCACCGUCAGUUAGUGUUAAUGCGUUGUGUAUUGAUAAAACGCGUAAGUGACACAGUCUGCACGGCGCUUAGGACGUUCUUGCCGUAACCUCACUUUGGCACCGAUUCUUAUGACGGCGGUCUUAACUUGGAGUUGAUAUUUAUUAAAUUCAUACGACGAAGAAGAUAAAUUUCAUUUCACUUAAUAAAUUAAGAUAAAAUUAAUUAUUAUGGCUGUGUCAUUGCAGUCAUGGGGAUGUUGCUCUAAUGAAUUAAUAGAAGAAUUUGAACAGUUUAUUAAUUGUACGUACUGUAAAAAAUCUUACCAUUUUUUAUGUUUAUCCAUUCCUGAAAUCGCUCGGGACUCUGAGGCUUAUGACAAAUGGAAAUGUCCGGAAUGUAUAAAUUUAGCACCAAAGACCUCAAAAAAAGACUGCACACCUACUCGUAAUAUUACUACUACCAGAGGAAAUAAGCGACCGGCAUUAAACUCUCCUCCAAAAGCAAGUCCGGUUACAAGUGAAAACGUUCGUACUAUUGUCCAAGACGUUAUCAAGAAAGAGUUCAAUGAUAUGCUGAAACAACUAAAUAAUAGUAUGAUCGGUGUUAUUACUAAGGAGCUGGAACCUAUAAAAAACGAAAUGAGGGACCUUAAAGAAUCUAUGUCCUUUAUUAAUAAAAAAAUUGAGGAAAUCGAGUCAGAACAGCUCGCAGCUAAAAAAUCUUUUAAAGUGCUGCAAGAUAUAAAUACUCAUUUAGGAAAUACAGUUUCUGAUUUGGUGCAACGACUAAAUUAUUUGGAGCAGCAAUCUCGAUCCAAUAAUUUGGAGCUUCAGUGUUUGCCUGAAAACAAAAAUGAAAACUUAUAUUCAACUGUCAAACAGCUGGGAAUUAUAAUUGGAUGCGAAUUAAAAGACGAAGAUAUUCUUCACUGUACCCGAAUAGCUAAAAUGAGUUCUAGCAACACUCGUCCUCGAUCUAUCGUGAUCCAAUUGGCUUCUCCUAAAGUACGUGAUCAGAUUUUGGCUGCAGUUAUCAGCUUCAAUAAAUCAAAUCCGCAAAACAAACUCAACAGCGAGCACUCCGGUCAUACAGGUAUCAAAAAGCCAGUUUAUGUCGUCGAGCAUUUGUCUCCAUCUAAUAAAGCUUUACAUGCAGCUGCCAGAUUGAAAUCAAAAGAAAAAGGAUAUAAAUACGUCUGGGUAAGAAAGGGUAAAAUCUUCGUAAGAAAAAGUGAAAACUCAGAAUAUAUUUACAUAAGAAACUCGGAUACUUUAAGUAAAAUAGUAUAAUUACACAUCCUUAUUUAAUUUGAGCAAGUAACAAAAAUAUCAGAAUAAAAUUCAAGAACUUAAAGAUAUAUUACCAGAAUAGUAGAGGUUUAAAUACGAAAACACUAACUUUUUAUCGAAACGUUUGCUGUAAUGAUUACGAUAUCAUAAUUUUGACAGAAACGUGGCUGAAUAGCGCAGUACUGAAUAGUGAACUGUUUGAUAACAGAUACGUGGUAUACAGGAGGGAUAGAGAAAGUUGUAACCUACAAUGCGGUAAAAAAGGAGGAGGAGUCUUGAUUGCUAUAAAGACGAAUAUUAAAUCGAAACGCAUUAAGUGUUGGGAAAGUAGCUGUGAAGACUUAUGGGUUAUUAUAGACUUUCCUGUGUCACACUCUAUCCGUCAAAUUGCUUUAUGUGUGGUUUAUCUACCUCCACCUGUACGAGGUACUGUAUUAGAGCAUUAUAUAAAUCAUUGCAAUAACGUUUUUGAACAGAUUGUAAACUAACACGUUUGUAUUGUGGGGGAUUUCAACUUAAGUAAUAUAGAAUGGAGUCUUAUAGGAAACCAAACUUAUACUUCAAUACCAAAUAUUAGCCAAACAUUAAUAAAUUUUGCUAACGUAAACAACCUCGUUCAAUGCAAUCGUGUGACUAAUAUAGCUGGUCGUAUACUUGAUCUUGUUUUGACAACCAUCUUAUCUUGUAGUGUAAGCAAAAAUAUCGAUGCCUUAAGUAAAAUUGACCUACAACAUCCACCUCUUAAUAUUGUGAUUCACGUAGAUAAUGAAACUAGAUUACCAUAUAAUAUCAAUAAUAAGAGACCAAAUUUUUAUAAAGCAAAUUACGAAUUAAUCCGUAAAUUUUUACGAGAAAUUAGUUGGGUAGAGAAGUUUGAUGGAUUGUGUGAUGUGAAUGAGUUUCUUGAGAUAUUUUACGAAAUUUUGUAUACAGCAAUACGAAAUUUUGUACCUUAUUAUAAAUUAAAAACUUACAAAUUUCCAUCGUGGUUUGAUCAUAAACUUAUUAAAUUAUUGAACGAAAAAAAUAGGAUAAGGAAGCGAUAUAAUAAAUAUAAAAAUCCGUUGGAUAGAAUCGAACUAAAACUUAUAGGAAGGCGUUGUGAAAUCUUAGCAACUAAGAAUUACAAUUACUACCUAAGAAAAUGUGAAGAUGCACUCUCGAAAAACCCCAAACUGUUUUGGUCGAUGGUGAAAGACAAGAGGGGUGGGUCAAGUUCAUUUCCGACAACCAUGAGCGAUGGAUCAUCUUCCACCUCAGAUAGUACAGUUAUAUGUGAGAUGUUUGCUUCUUACUUUUCCUCCGUUUAUAGCCCAGAGAAUGAUGAUAGUUAUGAUGAAUGCAUGUCCGAUUACUUACAAUCACUAGUAAAUAACAGCUUAUGUCUCUCAAAUCCAAAAAUAGAACACGAUACAAUUUUAAAAAAACUAGAAGGACUAGAUUGUAAUAAAGGCGCAGGGCCAGAUGAAAUACCACCAAUUUUUAUAAAAGAAUGUGCCUGUGAAUUGAUAUAUCCUUUAAAAUUAAUUUACAACUUGUCUUUAGCUUCUGGCGUAUUUCCUUCAAAAUGGAAAAUAGCAAAAGUAUUCCCCAUACAUAAGUCAUCAAAUAUCGAUAUUAUUUCCAAUUAUAGACCCAUUUCAAUUCUGUCAACCUUUGCCAAAGUAUUUGAGUUGUUAAUCUGUCAUCAUUUUCAACAACAUUUAGGCCUGUAUAUAAGUGAUCAUCAGCACGGGUUCUUCAGGUCUCGGUCAACUAGUACGAAUUUAGUUCCCUUUACGGAGUUCCUGUUCGAGGCUAUUGACAUGGGCUAUCAGGCUGAUGUUAUUUAUACUGACUUUAGCAAAGCUUUUGACAAGGUUUCGCAUAGGAUCUUGAUUUCUAAGUUGAGUGCCUACGGGAUUUGUGGCUCGUUACUCAAAUGGUUGAAUUCGUAUUUAGUGCACAGGACCUUCUUUGUUGCAAUUAAUGGUUUUCAAUCAAAUACAAAAACUACAAGUUCCGGUGUUCCUCAGGGUUCUCAUUUGGGACCAGUUUUAUUUAAUUUUUUCAUAAAUGAUAUUAAAGAAUGUUUUCACUUUUCAAAAUAUUUCUUAUAUGCCGAUGACUUAAAAUUUAUGAGAAUAAUUAAGAAUGAUGAUGACACCAAAUUGCUACAAGGUGACAUUGAUAGACUAAUCCAGUGGUGCUGCAAUAACAGAAUGUGCUUAAAUACAAGUAAAUGUUAUCAUGUUAAAUACUCCAAAAAACAGAAUUUAAUACAUGUCAGUUACUUCAUUUAUAAUAAUAAAAUUAAGGAAGUCGAGACUAUUCGGGAUCUUGGCGUAAUAUACGAUAAAAAAUUAACUUUUGUACCACAUUUGGAUAACAUUAUUAUGAGAGCAUCUAAAAUGUUGGGAUUUGUUAUAAGGAACUCAAAAAAUAUGCAUUACAAAACUAAAAUAUUUCUUUACAAUAGUCUAGUUCGUAAUAUUUUAGAAUAUUGUAGUAUGGUCUGGAGACCACACUAUGCUACACAUUCAUUACGUAUUGAACGUGUUCAAAAGCGGUUCCUCUGGCAUCUAGCAUAUUCUAUUGGUAAAGCAAAAAGCUACGGUCCUAUAAUAGCAAAUUACAUCUUUUUAAUGUGGAAACCUUACAGAGUCGCAGAAAGUAUAAUGAUGCAGUUUUUGUACAUAAAAUAUUUAAUUCUACAUUUAACUGCCCAAGUUUAAUGGAACUUUUUAAAUUUCGUGUACCCUCGAGAGUACCCCGCAGUUCUAUUGCACCACUUACUUCACCAUUAAGAAGAACUGUAUUGGGAAGGAAUUCUCCAUAUGUCAGAUUCUGUAAAGUUAUUAAUGAAUACAGCGAUCAAAUCGACAUUCACUUUGACUCACCCAGAAUAUUCUCUACGUGUCUCCGUAAAUGUAUAAGUUAAUAGCGUAAAGUAGAUAUUUUUUUAAAUUUUAAAUUUUUUAUUAUUUUCAUUUUAAUUUUAAUUUUUUGAGUUUAUGUAGCACUAUUCUUACUAAUAGAUAUAUUUUUAAUUUUAGUUGAGGAAUAACUUAUUGUUUUUUCAGUUUAUUUUUAUAAAGUUAUAUGCAUGCGGAGUUUACUUUUAAGUAAUUGUAGCACUUUUGUUAAUACUUUUAAGUUAUUGUACUAAUUUGAUGUGUUAGUGUUAGCAAUUGUUGGUAAACCU